AGCAAGUCUUCACUGUCGUGGGAGAAGUGGUCUCAGCAAUAGUGUAGAACCACUCUUAUCUAUUUCUUCAGCCUCUUUUCGUUUUAGAUUCUCACGACAGUGAUAAGUAGAUAAAGUAUAAAAACAUUUAAAAUGAAGCUCUCUCCGGUCUGGCACAACUAUGCGUAUUUGAAGAAUCAGCAGACUGUACAGAAAGUUGCAGUUCAAACUGCCCUUGAAGAGGCUGACGAGAGGAGCACAAGGGGCCACUCCGUUCUGCGUAGAGGGACGUACGGUACCACCCCUAGACGUGUCUUCAGCGACGCCUUUUCCCCCGAGUAUAUACCACGAAGGCUUGGAUACGAAUCAACUGCAGAGGAGUACGCUCUUGGCAGUGCCGUCUCUAGCGCUACAUCUUAUUCUGACGCUUCCCUGUUCGACACCUACGACACUGCCAACAAGUCACGAGGGCGGGACCAGGCACUUCUGCAAAACGCCACAGCAGCCAUCCCCCCGUCGACAUACUCGCCGCUGAUGGCCUCGCCUAGCCGGACAGCCAGCGCCCUUCCCGGGAGGCGUUUUCUGUCACAACCGUUCACUCGUUCCUUCUCCCCCGACAUUGUUGACACGCCGGUGUCAUCGAGUAAGACAAGUUACUCUCUCCCCACCUCACACCUUCAAGCCAGCGCACCUCCUCGACCAAAUGUAACUCCCACCGUCAGUAAAUACAGUAGGAACACUAGGUUAGGCCAAACCGCCAGUAGGAUAGCGUCUCUCAAAAGCACUUACGGUAGUGGUUCUUCAGAUGUGUUGCCAGAGAGUUCAACCACUCGGCUUCUAGGAGGGUACAUUCCUCGCACUCUGUACCGCUCUGGAUCUCCCCUUCGUAGUGGCACGGCCUCUCCCCUUUAUGAAUCGCCGUAUCUUGGCUCGAAGAGGCCUACCUACAAAUUAGUAUAUGACAGCGGAUCUACUACACCCACAUAUAGACCAUCGGAAUAUACAGAGACCACAAAGCUGCUCGGGGGGUAUGUGCCACCCAGGCUUGCCUACAGGGAUGUCAGCGUGUCACCAUAUGUUAGUGGCACCGCUUCCCCUGUGUACCCGUCCUACAGGUCCAGAACUGGAACCAGGUUGCUAAGUGGGUACAUCCCCUCCAGACGUCUGGCGCUGUCACCGUCAGUGUCCCCCUAUGCUAGCGGCACCCAGACGCCGGUCACAUACACGGCCGGCGCCCCUCUGACUACAUAUGACAAUUAUUAUGUGAAUGAACCUGUUGUAUACCCAGAAGCGACCAUCGCGAAACGUCGGCCAAAGGUCUUGGGGACCAAGAUACGAGUUGGCAACUACAUGGACAGACUUAGAAGAAAGCGGGCAGGACAAAAGGGAUCAUCAAAAUACUGGCCUUACUAUAACGUAGACGACAUCACGUCAGAGGUAGGUGAUGUCCUCAGCGAGACGGACUCAAUACCAGAAUACUAUGCUAUAGGCAGUGCAAGCCACUGGGACGACGAGGGAGCUGUUGGGGGAAUGUACACAAGCUACGGGGAUAAUGGGGACAGGUAUCAGGAUAGUUACAUGGACGAACCUGAUGAUUACGUACCCUUCAGACCGAGAAGGCGGCUUGAGUCGCCCGGUGUUCUAGAACUCGCCCCCUAUGAUGACACUCCCCCAGCACCGGAGCUCCCACUAGUGUCCAAAAUCCCAUAUGUUCCCAAAAUCAGCUCAGAUUAUGGUUCAAAGGCAAGUGACUUGUACUUAAAUUCCAUUGUGUCGUCAUCCGCUUCUCGUGCAAGGACUGCUUUCAAAAACAAUGGCUUUGGCAACUAUGACAAUGCGAGCUUAGUGCUAAGCGUGGAAGGAGAUGUGGUCUCCCCAAAUACUGGUGGCAGAUAUGGAUUUAAAUACUACCACCCUCCAGUUCCACUUGUAGGCUCAGGACUGGGAUCAAGCGUACUUGGCCUACCCUCGCCAAGUUCCUCAACAGGGGACAGUUUCCUUGGGACCUAUUUGAACAAGCUGCGCGAUAUUCGUGCAGAUUUCCGCGGUAGACUUGAAAGUAGUGUUUCACCAAGAAGAACGGUACCAUCUGCAUACAGAGAGAUCGGAACUUACACUCCUAGCAAGCCGACAGAUACCUUCCUCCCAUACACAUCCUUCAGAAAACGCCUUCAGGGGGGCGCAACGCAACGUGUUGACGUCAUUGAGCUUCCUGUCAGCGAGCGUGUGUUGCCCUCGGAGACGCUGUCUCUCACUCUCCCUGAAACGGCUUCUGCGAAUGACAAGGACAAACGUGACAGUUAUAAGCUUACUGUUCUUGAUAAGAUCAAAAUCAAGGCCGCAAUUGUUGCAAGCAAAGUUGAAGUUGAACCCAGGAGGAAACGGCCACGUUCUAAGUUCGCCGCAGAAAAAUUGCGAACUUCUCGUGCAAGAGGCGAGUUACCUCAAUUAGAACUGGGGGAAAGAUCAAACAAAGUGGAUCCUUCUUUAGAUCUCCCCCAAUUGAGACGAUCAUUGUUACUGCAGGAAAAUGUGUACAGCCAGCCAACCUCUGGACUCACCGCUUCCAGACCACCCAUGAGAUACGAUGACCUGGCACAGAUGCGCACCUCGAGGGCAUUGCCCCUCCCAUCAGACAGGAGAGCUAUUCGAGAUGUGGAGGGAUUCACCAAACCUAGGAACCUUCUGUCCUGGCAGUACCGUCUGGAUUCCCGUAUGGACCCCUCUGAUCUUAUCUACAAGCCAGGAUCAUUCUCGCGCAUGCGAGAGCAAGUGCGUGAGGCCCAUGACAAGAUGGACCGCCACCGUCAAAUGCUUGACCGCUACUUGACCGAGAGUGGCCAGCCCCGAGACAUACAGGGAAGUGUUCAGCGCAAGAUGGAGGAGCUCGAGCGUCGUGACCCUUCUUACAGAGGCCCGGUGAGUGUCAGCAGCGAUCGCCUGUCGGUAUACAAACCCUCUCCCCGUGUGGUCAGCCAAUACGGUAUGCCCCCAAAACAGCCCGUCUCCGAACUGAGGAGGAGAUUGAGGCGCACGGUGUGUAGGAGCAGAGGCGAACCCAACUAUUACAGGGACCGGGAGUAAAGCCACGUGCAACACACGUGUCUAGUCCCUUCGGGAGGAAGAAGUAUUAGAGUGAAGUAGGGCGUCCCAGUCAAGUUGGCGUCUGGUCCGGGGGCAUGCCAGACUGUUACUUUCAUCGAAGCAUCGAUUGGAGAUUUUGUACAUUUUGUUUCGAUUAGAAAAGCUUUUCUUCCGGUUUUGGUACAAAUAUUUUACUAUCCCACGUUACAGCGUAUGCUUUAUGGUGACUUUGUUAAUGCGUCUCACUCUGCGAACUCAAUCAGCUUCUAUUGCUGAAACUGUGCCUUGCUGAAACAGAAUCGAAUGCUGAAAGAUUUUUAAUACGAGGCCAUAAAGCGCGCACUUGCUGUACAUGUGUAUGUCCAAAAUGUUGACAAAAGUAAGGGAUAUUUCAUAUUUGUUAUUUAUUUGCAUAUAUUUUAUUUAAAGGCUAACUUAAAGCAUUUGGUUGUUAUAACAAGUGUUAUAUUCGCAACAGCUCGGCAUAAAAAAGGGUUUGGAAGUCAACCGAGGGAAGAAACCGAUUCACGUGUGAUUUCCUAUUCCUCACUGCCAAUACGAUUUUUAUCCCAAUAUAUUUUCUUCCAUUGUACAUAAAUUGAUAUACACUAUUAAUUAGUAACAGCUCAGAAUAACUACCGAAAGGAAAGAGAAAGGAACAACGGCCACACCGGAAUAUACUUCUUCAUUCGUGGUUCAUUUUAUGAGUCUGGAAAUCUGAAUUGUUGCGAACUGGCUCCAGUUUAAAAUGAGGCCCAAACUGGUUACAUUUAAAUUUCAAACUGCCUCACAAACCAGUUUCGGUGCGAGUGUGGCCACGGCAAAGUGAUGGGAAAACGUGUUGAAAAGACUGAAAAGCGUUUACUAAAAAGUGUUGAAGAAAAUUUGAAAAUAUUUACUUGACAUUUCAAGUCCAUUCAUUGCUGUACAGAACGGACUAUGAGCUUUCAGAGCGGUGUGUUGUUCUCUGCGUGUUCAAGUAUAUAUGGUCCCUCUAGCGCCACUGUUGAAACAGCUCUUGUAAUUAAAAACUUCAUUAAACUACCCGC
Messenger RNA from Haliotis rubra (blacklip abalone), 4112 nucleotides. RefSeq lists its product as uncharacterized. The record is from RefSeq and is a predicted model, not a curated record. Lineage: Eukaryota; Metazoa; Mollusca; Gastropoda; Lepetellida; Haliotidae. The coding region runs from base 133 to 3063 and encodes 976 amino acids. The transcript has 14 exons.